AUCCCCAUUCCAUUCCCCAGAAUUCUCUUCCCCUGCUUUGGUGGUCGCUGCUACGUUGCGCAAUGUCGGAAAAAAGCAAGGUUCUGGUGAUCGGCGGCACUGGCUACCUUGGAAAAUUCAUAGUGGAGGCCGCUGCUAAAGCCGGUCACCCUACCACUAUUCUCGUCAGAGAGGCCACCCUCUCUAACCCUGCAAAAUCCAACAUAAUCCAAAACUUCAAGAACUUAGGAGUCAAUUUUUUGAUUGGAGAUCUUUAUGAUCAUGAAAGCUUGGUGAAGGGCAUAAAGCAGGUGGAUGUGGUGAUAUCAUUAGUAAGUGAAAAUCAGUUACCCGAUCAGGACAAGAUCAUUGCUGCAAUUAAAGAAGUCGGAAAUGUUAAGAGGUUCUUUCCUUCAGAAUUUGGAAAUGAUGUGGACCGUGUACAUGCUGUUGAGCCAGCAAAGUCAGGGUUUGAGAUCAAAGCAAAAAUCCGCCGAGCUGUUGAGGCUGCUGGUAUUCCAUACACCUAUGUGUCCUCCAACUCUUUUGCUGGCUAUUACCUCACAACUCUCUCUCAACUUGGAGCUACAGCGCCCCCAAGAGAUAAAGUUGUCAUUUUAGGGGAUGGAAAUCCCAAAUCUGUUUUCAACAAGGAAGAUGAUAUUGCCACAUACACUAUCAAUGCUGUAGAUGAUCCAAGAACCUUGAACAAAAUCCUUUAUAUCAGACCUCCUCUCAACACCUAUUCAUUCAACGAUCUUGUGUCUUUGUGGGAAAAGAAGAUAGGAAAAACCCUUGAGAGGAUCUACGUUUCAGAGGAACAACUACUGAAGAAUAUCCAAGUAGCUGCUACUACCAUAAACAAUGGCACAGAAAAGCAAGAUUCUGGUGAUCCAAGAGUGUGGUUCAUGCUGAAGAGAAAUUAAAAACAGUGAUAGAAGAGAGAAUACUGAAUUAUAUUCAGAUUUGCAUAUUUGUUCUAUACAAUGACAUAUGUAUAUAUAAUAUUUACAUGACAUGUUUCCAUGCCUAGAAUUAUGCAGAAGAUUGUUGUUUUGACUGUUGCUCAAUUUUUGCAUUAUGACCGUUGAGGAAUUAUGACAAAUAAUUCCCUUCCUCUUUUGCUGCUAUUUCCUUGUUCAAUUCAGAUCUUGAUUGCUCACAUUUGCUGUCAUUUGUUUCCUUAUUUGGCUCUUGCUUCUUAAUACACCCCCUUAAACUGG
Rubroshorea leprosula is the source of this 1202-nucleotide messenger RNA. The record is from the annotation of a GenBank genome assembly. NCBI's taxonomy places the organism in Eukaryota, Viridiplantae, Streptophyta, Magnoliopsida, Malvales, Dipterocarpaceae.